GCUCGGUGCAGGGAGGAGGAGGAGGAGGAGGGCUGGCCGUGUGUACCUGACGCUCGCCCGGCUUGUUGUGGCAACUGUCCCGCCCCGAAAGCUGAGCCUGGCCGCUUUCCAUCCGCUCCCGGCCAGAGGAGGGACGAUUGCCGGCCGCUCGCCCCCACCCCAUCCCCGGAGCAAACCCCGCUGGGUCCAGGACGUGUCCAGGACAAUACCUUAUGGCAAUACAUUCUUUAAUAACAUUCUCUUGCGGAUGAUGUUUGCUGUCGUCUUUUGGACAUCUGGGGAUGAUGCACCCUGCUGCAUCACGGACCACUUGUGAAUUUGUGCUCGAUAAUCGUACAGACCUCUGGUGGGAAUGUAUUCUACAAAGGCUCCUGAAAGGAAAACCAUCAGCAAAACCUGAACCAACAAAACAUGACAGGCGACAUCUUGUGAAUUGAAACACUAAAUCGAGGAGCUGAAGGGCCCACAGAAAGCAAAAGUUUGGUUGUCUGGCCUCGUCAUUUGGUUGUGUCCUGGGAUUGAAUUGAAAACCGCCCCUGGCCGUCUGCCUCAUGCACACACACAGUGUAAUGGCCAGUCCGCAGGAGGGCCUGAUCUGGUCACCCCCCUCUAACCUCAUCAACCAGAACCUGAAGGACGAGCUGGGGACCUCGGGGCAACGGGCCAAGCUGCCGGUCAGAGAUGUGGACCACAAGCCGGCCUACUCACCGCCCGAGAUCCUGGACAACCUGCAGGAGAGGGGGCCACCCCAGGCGGACAAUAGCCACUGCUCCAAUUCCAACCACCCCGUCACUGUCACCGUGCUCGCCAGCCUCAGCGAGGACUCCCGGGACCAGUUUGAGAACAGUGUGCUGCAACUGAGGGAACAUGAGGAAUCUGGGCCCACCCAAGCUGCCGAGGAUGGGAAUGGGAACGGGAAUCGGGGGGGUGGCAACGAUGGUGAUCACAGCAGACCGGAUGAGAUGAAGAUGCAUUAUAACCGUUCUGGUUCAGGUUCGGGCACUGGAUCAGGCGGAUUCCUGGAGGGGCUAUUUGGCUGCUUAAGGCCAGUGUGGAACAUCAUAGGAAAAGCCUACUCCACGGAGUAUAAACUGCAACAGCAAGAUUCCUGGGAGGUGCCGUUUGAGGAGAUCUCGGAGCUGCAGUGGCUCGGCAGUGGAGCUCAGGGAGCUGUGUUUUUGGGCAAAUUCCGAGGUGAAGACGUGGCCAUUAAAAAAGUGCGGGAACAGAAGGAGACAGACAUCAAACACCUGAGGAAGCUAAAGCACCCGAACAUCAUAGCAUUCAAGGGUGUGUGCACCCAGGCCCCGUGUUACUGCAUUAUUAUGGAGUAUUGCGCCCAUGGGCAGCUCUACGAGGUUCUGCGGGCAGGACGGAAGAUCAGUCCCCGGCUGCUGGUCGAUUGGUCCUCGGGAAUCGCAAGUGGCAUGAACUACCUGCACCUCCACAAAAUCAUCCACAGGGACCUCAAAUCACCCAAUGUGCUAGUUACCCACGACGACACUGUGAAGAUCUCCGACUUUGGCACUUCCAAGGAGCUGAGCGACAAGAGCACAAAGAUGUCCUUCGCUGGCACGGUGGCCUGGAUGGCCCCCGAGGUGAUUCGGAAUGAACCUGUCUCUGAGAAGGUGGACAUUUGGUCAUUUGGUGUGGUGCUGUGGGAGCUACUGACCGGGGAGGUGCCCUACAAGGAUGUGGAUUCUUCCGCUAUCAUCUGGGGUGUGGGCAGCAACAGCUUGCACCUGCCUGUCCCUUCCACGUGUCCCGACGGGUUCAAAAUCCUCAUGAAGCAAACGUGGCACAGUAAACCUCGCAACCGGCCAUCCUUCCGCCAGAUCCUUCUCCACCUGGACAUCGCGUCAGCUGAUGUUCUGGGAACCCCUCAGGAGACCUACUUUAAAUCCCAGGCUGAAUGGAGAGAAGAAGUGAAAAAGCAUUUUGAAAAGAUAAAGAGUGAAGGAACAUGCAUCCAUCGGUUAGAUGAAGAAUUAAUCAAACGAAGGAGGGAGGAGCUGAGGCACGCACUGGACAUCAGAGAGCAUUAUGAAAGGAAACUGGAACGAGCCAACAAUCUCUACAUGGAACUCAGUGCCAUCAUGCUGCAGCUGGAGAUCAGAGAGAAAGAACUCAUAAAACGUGAACAAGCUGUAGAGAAGAAGUACCCAGGAAUGUACAAGCGUCACCUGGUCAGGCCAAUAAUUCGCACUAAUGCCGUAGAGAAAUUGAUCAAGAAGAAGGCAUCAAACCACAAGCCUGGAGCCCAGGGGAAGCGACCCGACCUCCUGAGGUCAGAUGGCAUUGUGCCGAGUGUGGAGUUGGGCCAAUCGCACUCGCCUGUUACCGGCAGCCCCAAGGUGUCCACGCCACCGGGGAAGGCGAGAUACCGCAGCAAACAGCGGCACCGUCGCGGCAACAGCAAGGGGAGCCACCAGGAGUUUGCGGGAUUCCUGCGGGCCAUCGCGGGCCCGAAGCAGUGCUCCCUCCACCACCAGCAUCGCCUGGGCGACCCGGCCAACUGUGUGCACAGUCUGAAGUAUUUUGGGCCAGCGGCGGCCCUGAGGAGCCCCCACACCGACCGCCUGCAGCUGAAGAUAUCCGGCUCCAGCCCAGACCUCAUCUCCACCACGCUGGCUGUGAGCCACCGCAGGAGCUCGGAGAACGGCGAGCUGCCGGACUGCGGGCACGGAGCCUCCUGUCGGGACUGUCGAGAGCGUAAGGGCAACGCCAGAGAUGAAAGACUGUCCAACGGAUACAAGGCGGGACCAGCCGCACCAGGCUUCUCCCUGUCUCCAGUGCACAAUCCCAUGGCUCAUUACGAGAACCCUCGGUUUCAGGAGAACAUCAGGCCUUCGGAGGAGAAGCAGCCGGAAAUGUCCAAGGCAGGGUCUUCCUUGAGCACCCCUCUGCACCUCACCACACCCACACUACCUCGCAAGCUGAGAGUCCUCAGGAAGGAGAACGGAGACGACUCCUCGGAAGAAGAGGAGGGAGAAGUGGACAGUGAGGUGGAGUUUCCCCGCAGACAGAGGCCUCACCGUUGCAUGAGCAGCUGCCAGUCGUAUUCCACCUUCAGCUCGGAGAACUUCUCGGUAUCGGAUGGAGAGGAGGGCAACACUAGUGACCACUCACACAGCGGCACCCCUGACGGGCUCAGCAAUAACAACGAGGAGCACAUGGAUGACAAGCUGGAGGACAUGCUGUCGCACACUCCAGAAAUCCCUAUCGAGAUAUCCACGCAGUCCGAUGGACUGUCUGACAAGGAGUCAGCGGUGCGCAGGGUGAAGACUCAGAUAUCACUGGGGAAAUUGUGUGCAGAAGAGCAUUGCCACGAGAACGCUGCACACUUUGGAGAAUCGGACUGUGACUCUUCGGAGGCCGAGUGCUCCGACUCCACCGUGCGCCGAGGGAAAGCCUGCAACUCAUCCACCUGGUGAGGACCGCCACAGGCAGGGCCUGCUGCCUGGGGAGUGCGGAAAGGCAAAAUAAAACGUAAAGUCGAGCAAAACUUCCCAUGGGAACAAACUGCAAUAACUCAAAGACUUGGAGACUCUUCGAUGUUCUGCAGCAAGUUGUGAUGAAGUGAUUGUAGAGUUCACCACCAUUUCAAUCAAGUAUGGCAGGGAUCCACUUUGUUGAAUAAUGUAGCUAGUGUAACAUUAACAAUUUAUUUUUGUUUGACUCUUCAUACUGUAUAAAUAUCAAGUACUUAAGAAACAAGGGGGUGCAAGGAAGAUGGACAAGGCAUCGCUAGUCUUAAUCGUUUUAUUGCAUGGAGCCUAAGGCUCAGGGCAAAGAUGAAGGACCAACAUUAACCUGCACCACUGCUUCAGCUGGAGACUAACUGAUGUAACAGGGUAAAGACAGACCAAACUGGGUCAUGGCUCACACAAGGAUCCUGUGGUCCUGGUGCUCAAGGAGGCAGACAGAACAUUGAAGUUUCACACUUCAGCUUAAUGAAUGCCAGCCAACUCAAACCAAUGGCAGAUGUACACUGAGAUUGGAUGGAGUAGAACACCAAAGUGCACUGUGGGUUCUAGGGGACACAAUCCUAAACAGCAGCAUUCCUGGAUAUUGUUAUUAGGAGAGGUGGGGAGUGGUAAUGAGCAAACAGUGUUUAUGAGGGACUAAUGAUCCAGCAACUGUGUGGGCCAGUAGGCAGACUAUUGAUCUGACCAUGGGUUCUCACUGUGAGGCAUGGCAUUGCCAAACUGCUGAUACCUCCACACAGGAGGAUUUUAAUUGACAUUCACAACAAAAGCAAGACAGGACGAUUUGAAAAUAGGAGACUCUUCCCUCCUUUAACCAGAGCUCUAUCUCAUCUAUCUCCCCCCCAAGAGAAAGUUCCAAAUGUUUUAUCAUCCCCCGUGAUUCUGGGGUAUGUGCUCCUGAUUUCCAUCAUGCUUUUAGUGGGGAAAAAGCAUUUCUACCUUUUAAAAAUUUUAAAAGAAAUACAUCAAAAGCUGGAAAUGCUCUGCAUUCCAUGCUGGGUCCAUGAGGAAGCAAAGUCAUUUGGUUGCUUUUUCAACAGGACUGAGGAGAAGCGUGACACUGAGAUAUUGUCCCAUUGAAACCUGGACUUACAGUGCCCUCCAUAAUGUGUGGGAAAAGCACCCAUCAUAUAUUUAUUUGUCUCUGUACUCCACAAUUUGAGAUUUGGAAUAGAAAAAAUCACAUGUGGUUAAAGUA
This is a messenger RNA of Amblyraja radiata (thorny skate), 4686 nucleotides long. It is a transcript of the gene map3k13, whose product is annotated as mitogen-activated protein kinase kinase kinase 13. The transcript has 16 exons. Gene Ontology annotation, cellular component: cytoplasm. NCBI's taxonomy places the organism in Eukaryota, Metazoa, Chordata, Chondrichthyes, Rajiformes, Rajidae. Bases 552 to 3434 code for a protein of 960 amino acids. The record is from RefSeq and is a predicted model, not a curated record. Gene Ontology annotation, biological process: protein autophosphorylation; JNK cascade. Gene Ontology annotation, molecular function: MAP kinase kinase kinase activity; ATP binding.